AUGGAACCUGCGGCGGGCCCUGAGAUCUGGCAGCAGGAAGAGGAGCUUGGCCUGGAGCGCUCCGUGCCUGUGGCUGGGAGCCAGAGCCCCGAGUGCCUAGCUGGCCCCAGGCCCCCCGAGCAGCUGCCUGCAGAGCCCGCCAGGCGGCAGGCCCAGGCCUGCAGGAGGCUCUGUGUUGCUCUGUGUGACUUCUUAGCUGAACGAUGUGUUUGUUGCAAACCUGCGGUUCCCCAGAAAGCCCUGCCGAGCAGGGAGCAGUCUGCAGGAGCAGAGAAGGCUAAGGCCGAAGGGGACAGGGCACUGCCACCAGCCACCCAGGCUCCUCCACUGAGCUCUGCCCUGGGCUUGGGUGAGUUAGGACAGCCUUCAGAGGAGCGAGGAGGAGCUGAGCUCAUGGCGGGGGCUGCCGGCGACCACGGCCCUGUCAUUGCCCAGGACUCGGAGCAGCAGACGGGCAGCGCUGAAUUGGUGCCCUGCACUGGGCUCAGGCGAGAGCUGGUUCCUCUCCUAAGUGCCCGCUCUGCGGAGCCUCCCGGCAGCCUCAGCUGCCCCCUGGAGCCUGGAGCCAGCACAGCCUGCUCAGGCCCGUUCAUGGGGCCGAGAAAAUCCAAGCUGAGGAGGGGGCUGGAACCCGGUACCCAAGAGCAGGAUGCGGACAGAAGGCCAGCUGACUUCGGCCAGCGCAAGCAAGAGGAAUCUGGCACAGGAAGCUGGUCCACUCGGGACAAAGAAGAAAGGCCCCAAGGGGUGAAGCUUGUAUGUUACCUACUCGGAUCUGGGCCAGUGGUCCAUCUCCUGGGUGCUAUCAGCCACCGCCCGACAGGAGGCCAGGCGAUAACCAAGCUGGAAGCUCUGGAGGAUUUGACGGAGAUCAUCUCAGGCCCAUCCACAAAGAGGCACAGAAGGAAGAAAGAGCCCCUGGUUGAGGGCCCUACGGAGUGCCAGCGUGGCCUGAUGGAGGCUGAGGCAGAGGAAGCCCUACCCAGGAGGACAGAGGUCUCGGCCCAGCUCCAGUCCCUACAGGAGAGGUCAACGCUGGACCCAGCAGUCCAAGGCACCGUGGUCCGUGCCAUCCACGAGGCACUGAGGAGUCGCCUUCCUGAGCUGCCCGACCUGGCACUGAGUGAGGAGGCAGUAGAGGCUAUCGCUACCAGCAUUGAGGCUGCCCUCCUGGACCUGACACAAGGCACCAAUGGCCGCUACAAGAGCAAGUACCGCAGCCUGCUCUUCAACCUGCGUGACCCCAGGAACCCAGACCUGUUUCUCAAAGUAAUUCAAGGUGAAGUCACCCCCCACGACCUGGUGCGGAUGACCUCCAUCCAGCUGGCCCCUCAGGAGCUGUCCCGCUGGCGGGACCAGGAGGAGAAGAAGGUCCUGGAGGUCAUUGAACAGCACCAACAGGAGCUAUGUGGACUUCCGGUCUCCAAGCUGACUCACAAGGGUGAAGUCGAGAUCCCGCGAGAUGACGAUCAGACGCUGACCCUGGAGGAUCUGGUGGGCUUCCUGGAGUCGCCGGACCACAGCAGCCCAUCAGCCCCACCUGCCGCAUCAGGAGACACCACGGAGCAGCACGAACACCACUUCCUAGACCCCAACUGCCGCAUCUGCACGGGUCCGGCCUGGAAUCCCAUGAGUGAGCUGUCAGGCUUCCUCAAAGUCACUAAGAGCGGCAAGAAUGGUGUCUUCCAGAGAAUCGCAGGCCCGGCUACUGUGGCUGCUCCAGAAGCAUCCACGAAACCCCAGGACAGGUCCCAGGUGCCUGCCGGGUCCACAAAGACCCUACCUAACCAGCCCCUCUGGGAGGGUGUGCUUGACAUGUUCUCCAUCAAGCGGUUCCGUGUCACUGCUCAGCUGGUCUUGGGACAUAACUGUCAGCUUGCUCAGGUUCUGCCCGAGGUGAUCCGCUCAGCCGGCUGUAUCCCCCCUAACACCAUCUGGGACCUUCUGGCCAGCAUCGAGCCAGCUAAGGCCAAGGACAUGUGUGUGCUCAGACUGUGUCCCCACGGGGCUCGGGACACUCAGAACUGCCGCCUGCUCUACUCCUAUCUCAACAACAAGCAGCGCCAUGGCCUGGCAGCCGUGCAGCAGGUGGGCAUGGUCCUGCUGCCGCUGCCAGCUUUCCAGCCCCUGCCUAGCAGGCUGCGCCCCCUGGGAGGCCCAGGUCUGGAAGUCACUCACUCGAGCCUCUUGCUGGCUGUGCUGCUCCCCAAGGAAAGGCUUCCGGACCCUGCUGUGUCCAGCCCCCUGUGGGGCAGGGUCCGCAAGGUGGUUUCGUUCAGCAGGAAAGUGGAGAUGAAGUGCUACCAGCCGGAGGACAGGAGACCGACUAUGGCCCCCAGGGGCUGCCCACAGCCAGCCCAUGGCCAGGGCAGCCUGGUCCCAAGGGGAGGUUUGGCUUGGCAGAGGGCCCCCAGAGGCAGGGGGAGACUGUUAGCAGAGCCCCAAACCUGGCAGGGUUCCGGGCAAAGACAACAGCCCCCAGAACCAGGCUGGUGUCAGUUCCGGCACUCCUACUCAGUGGCACCAGCAGGCCGUGGUUUUGGCCGUGGCCAGAGUCUCCAUCAGGCUUUUUGUCCCCACCAAGCCCUGCUGCAGCACCUGGAGUCCCUAGUGUCCAUGAGUCACCAGCUACAAGCCUCACUGUGGCCCCCAGCCCAGGAAGCCUUUCUCCUCUCCCCUGCAGCAUCUGUGCAGCCCCCUUCUGCCCCUGGCACUCCUAGCUCUCCGGUCCUGCCCCCAACAGCUGCAGGACUUCCGGGAGGCGGCGCGCGUCGCCCCCGCCCCCCGCCCCUUCUCCCGCGGCUCCCCGCGCCCGGCCUGGCGCGCGCCCCCUCCCGGGCCCGGCCCGCGCAGGCGCCGCGUCCCGCCUCGGCCGUCACUCGGCCCGGCGCGCGCUGCGGGCAGCGGCCGGAGCGGCCGGAGGAGCCCGGGGCGGCCGCGGUGGAGGCGGCGGCGGCGCUCGGACAGCGAGGAGGAUGCGGCACCGGCGCUUACAGCCAGGGGCUGCGGCCACCGCCCGCGAAUAGGAGGCGGCGCGCGGCGCGGGCGGCGCUCGGGGAGGGGGAGCGGGAGGCGGCGCGGCGAGGAGGAGGCGGCGGCGGCGGUGGUGGCAGCGGCGGCGGCAGGAGCCCGCGCCCGGCCCGGCCCGGCGCCCGCCCGGCCCCGCGCUGCUCCGCGCUCCGCGGCGUCUUCUCUGCACCCUUCGCUCGGCGGGGCGGGAGCCCCCGGCCCUGCGCGCGGCUGCAGCGAGCUGCCCAGCGCCCGGCCCGGCCCCCGCCUUAG
Molecule: messenger RNA, 3282 nt
Organism: Ochotona curzoniae (black-lipped pika)
Lineage: Eukaryota; Metazoa; Chordata; Mammalia; Lagomorpha; Ochotonidae
Gene: SPOCD1
Product: SPOC domain containing 1
Exons: 17
Coding region: 1-3282 (1093 amino acids)
Biological process (GO): DNA-templated transcription
Cellular component (GO): nucleus
Source: RefSeq, a predicted model, not a curated record